Aethalodelphis obliquidens (Pacific white-sided dolphin) is the source of this 4044-nucleotide messenger RNA. RefSeq names its product stabilizer of axonemal microtubules 5 (gene SAXO5). Bases 132 to 1649 code for a protein of 505 amino acids. The transcript is spliced from 9 exons. NCBI's taxonomy places the organism in Eukaryota, Metazoa, Chordata, Mammalia, Artiodactyla, Delphinidae. The record is from RefSeq and is a predicted model, not a curated record.
GGAAUCCCCUACACCUGUUUCUUAUGAUAUCCAGUGCCUGGCACAGAGAAAGGAGUAAAAGGCAGCAUUGACCCCGCGGGCACCUGCUCAGUCCCUUCUCCGCGCCCUCACAGGUGGCGCUGCGUCCCGCGAUGGCCGCGGGAGCCCUCCUGCCGUGCCCAAUGUCCUGGCUGGAAUUGCUCAAGGCCUCGCACUUUGCGCUGGGGCCCGACCCGCGGCUGCACGUGGACGCCAAGCAGUCCGCGUCGCACCGGGACUUUCCCGCCUACCGGAACGUUACCCGUGGGCCGCUGUGCCAGCCGCCGCCCCGCGCGUCCCUCUUCCAGCAGGACGCGCGCUGGGCCGGCCAGGAGCUCCUGUCGGAGACGCACUGCGCGUAUGCUUCCGCGUCACCGCUGCUGUCAAGGGAGCGGGAGCGGGAACUGGCACGGGAGCGCACGCUCGCCAUGCAGGCCAGCAACCUGCACGCGCACGCGGACUCCCGCGCCCGCACCGGCCUCUCCCCCGCGCGCGCCCACCGCGGCAGGCCGGCGCUUCCGGAGCGCGCCAGCGAGCAGAUCCGCGGCGCGCGCCUCAUCUUCGACCGCGACUCGGUGCCGUCCCGCGACCGAGCCAAGCUGCCCAUCCCGCCCAGCGCGCACCAGGAGUUCUUCUCGCUCCACGACAUUUGCCCGAAGCUCCGCGAGCCCUCCUGCCUCUUCGGUGACCCUGCGACCUUAGUAUGGGAGCACAGGAGACAGGAUGACAGCACCUCCUACCAGAGACAGUUCCAGGCCCUUCCAGGCCCACUUGCCUUGACGUGUAAGAGGGCCUCCUCCAGCAUAGAACUGGGAGACUUCAAGAUUGGCUAUGGGCCCAUGUGUGCAGAGCAGAAACAAGCCUACAGGCCCCAGGUUCUGCCCCCAGACAGGUAUGACAAGGCCCAGGCCUCAGCCCACAUCCACUGUGUGAAUAUUCGACCUGGAGAUGGCCUCUUCCACGACAGGACCACCAAGGGUGAACACUUCUGUGCCCGGGAGCCAGAGCCUUUUGUUCUUCACCACGACCUGACUCCGGAGUCGCACAUCCUGGAAGGAAAUGGGUGCCCUGGUCCGGGCAGCCUCACCACCUCCACGCACUUCUUCCACGGCCAGCCGCUGCCCGCGACCAAGCCACCCAGCCGCCACAUGCCUCAUGAGAAAUUGCAGAGUCAUAUAACCCUAGGGGAGCCGUCGCUGCUCGGACAGUUCUUCCAGACCUCCAUGGGCACAGACUAUUUACCCCCUGGGAUGCAGAAGCCGCCGAAAGCGCUCAACCUCCGCUUGCUGCAGAGCAACCUGCCCCAGGGCACAGGCGAAACAGAUUUUUUAACCGUGAACCAGAAGAUGUUGAAGCCACACAGAAUAGCUCCAGCCUCCAUGACUGAGGAGAUGCUACCGUGGUGCAAGUAUAGCCACUCGGAGCCCCCGCUGGGUAGACAGCGCUUCUUCUCAACCCUAAACAAGGAUGAGUUUGCUUUCAAGUACCAGGGCCCAGGAGUGCUGAGAUGGGACGACCUCCAGGAGAGUCAUGUGCCCCUGGGCUCCCCUCGCCAGUGGGGCUGUGGGGCUGGGAAGGUGGACCCUCGGGCCCCCCAGACCCCUACCUACCCAUGCCGCAGCCAACAAUAAACACCACUUUGGCAACAUCCCACCACUUUCCAUCAGUCAGCCAUGAAAGAGGAUAGGGUGCCUGUGGGGUUGGUGAGAGAACGUACGGGAGACAAUGACUCCAUGGAGAAGCCCUGAAUUUCCGCAGACCCUGGGUGUCAUCCCACUCUGGGCAGGGAGGCCAUCUCAGUUUGUGCAAAAGCUUGGUGGUCUGACGAUUGUAAGGUGUUCAGGUGAUACCACAAGUUCUUUCUUUCUUUCUUUUAUUCUUUUUUUUUUUUUUUGGCUGUGCCACAGGGCUUGGGGGAUCUUACUUCCUCAACCAGGGAUUGAACCCAGGUCCAUGUCAGUGAAAGCGCCGAGUCUUAACCACUGGACCGCUAGGGAAUUCUCGCUGCCAAAAGUUCUGAAUGGUGUGGGAGGAUGGAGUUACAGUGUUGAAUGGAGGCAGCGUGGUGAGAGGUUGAGAAUGUAGGCUCCUGGGGCUGCGUGGACAGAGUGCAAAUCCUGACUCCUCCCUGUCCUGGAAAGUAGUCCUGGGCAAGUCAUUUGACCCCUCUGAGCCUCUAUUUGCUCAUCUGUAAAAUGGAGAUAAACAAUAGCUCUCUCUCAUUAGAUUGUUGUAAAUGAGAAAUGUACACACUGGUUAGUGUGCGUGGCUGGGGAUCAAGAAGGGAGAGCUUCCUUUCCAAGGAUGAAGGUAAGGAGGGUGUAGGAUGGAGCUCAAUCAUUGAGAGACUGGGUGAGGCUCAGAGGGGGCAUGAAAGGGUGGACAUGCUGAGAAUGGCCCAGCAAUGUCCCCUAUUGUGAGCAGAGGCUGGAAGCUGAAUGGUUGGUGCACUGGCUGGCUGGGCAGCUGGCGCCCAGAUCACAACUGGGUCCAGGGGCACAUCAACAAAAGUCAUCAGCAUGUGAUCAGGCCCAAGGGGGUAGGUGUUCAGCCAGAGACAGAAUGAAAAGGGUGGAAAGGAGGAGUAUGGGGUGGAGACUUGAAGCUGGUAAGUAUGUCAAGGACAUCAAGUAUGUCAAGGACUAGUACCUUGGACAGCACCCCACCUUGAAAGUCUUGGGGUCUGAUGAAUCACCACCAAGAAGCCAGAUCUGUCUGGGACGAUAAGAUGGGCCUUGGUGGCCGUGCCUGGGCCCUGCCUCUGCAGGCUGUUGAGAAUCCGGUUUCAGGGAAUGAACACGGUUCCCUGACCCUGUAGACAGACCUUUAAAGACCAAGGCCCCCAAUCCAAUGGGCCACUAAGAGCCAACCUCAAGCCUGGCCAGGAGACCUUUCCCCAUGGGCAGCAAUCCUGUGAGACCAGCUUGUCACUUCCACAGGAAGGAGAGGAGUCCAGUUUGGGGUCCCACGGGGACAAGAUGGACCUUUCGGCUGCAGUCAUGGUAUCCAUGUCGACCAUGAGAGGGUCUGCUAGAGGCAGAACACCUCUUCUGCUUGCUUCCACUAAUGAUGUAGAUGACACUCGUCUGAAUUGCCUCAUGAUAAAACAAGCUUUCUCAGUCUCGGCACUAUUGACAUUCUGGAUAGGAUCAUUCUUUGCGGUUGGAGGCUGUCUUGUGCAUUGUAGGGUGCUUGGCAUCGUCCCUGAACUCUACCCACUCCAUGCCAGUAGCACAUUCCUUCUCCCCCGCCCAGUUGUGACAGCCAAAAUUGUCUCCAGACAUUGCCAAAUGUCCCUUGGGGGGAAAAGUCGCCCCUGGUUGAGAACCACUGCAAUAAACCCAUCCUACAAUGAUUCCUAGGAUAAAAUUAGGCUCUCCUGGUAAAGCCGGUCUGCUUGUUGACCAGACUACAUGUACAAAAAGCUUUCCCUUUUUGCCUUGCCUGCCAGGAAGCUCAGAAAGCUUGCUUUGAUUCCAUGUAGCUCCAGUUGCAGGAUUAUGUGUACUCCUGCCUGGUUCUAGGAAUGGUUUCAACUACCGAGACAUCAGAUGAGAAAUAAUGGGUAGGAGUUACAAGGAAGCAGAUUUCAGCACAACUUGAAGCAUUUUCUAACAAUGGAACUGACCAGCCCCCGGAUGGGUUGCCAGGAAAAAACAGAAACUUUACUCAAGAUGUCUUCAGUACAGAAAGACACUACAUUAUGAUGAUUCUGGAUGUAUUCUAUGGAUUUAUGUCUAUCCCUCCUAUAUCCCACUUACCCCCCAGAAAAGGCAUUUCAUACGAACUACAAAAACUAAAAAGACUUAUGAAAUAAGAUGAGUAAAAUAGUAUUGAACAUGGGAAAACAGAUUAAAUUUUAAAGGAAAACAUUUUGUCGAUGGUAAUCAUUGCUAAGCAGCAGACUUGUCUUUUUCUGUCCCUAGGCAAAUGAUUUCAUGCUCUGACCCUCACUUUCCUCAUCUGUAAAAUGGGGAUGGCAACAGUUCCUCCUUCAUGGGGUGGUUACAAGGAGUAAAUAAAAUG